GUUUUACAAGCUUGAUGUUGCUGUAUUUUAUUUGAUUGUGACCUUUCUGAUUUAACUCUGUUUACCUUCAUCAUCUUCAGUAACAGUUUCUUGUUUUGGCGAUGGAUGAAUUUGUUUGCAUGCUAUUGAUUGAGUGGGGCCUGGAGGACUGGAUAGAAACAUUUAGAGAUCAAGGCGUUGACAUGAAAUAUCUGUUCGAGCUUGAGGAUCAAGACAUUAAAGAAUUGAUUUCCAAAGUGGGCCCAAGAUCACAUUUCAGAAAACAACUGAAGCAGCUAAAGGAAGAACAAAACGCAAUUCCGGGGACAUACCCAUUCCCUGUACAAACUAAACAGGUGCAGCAAAACACAACUGAUGAGGCUGAGGCACUACCAUCCACGAGUGAGGUGAGAGAUUUAAAAAAACUAAAGCGGAAGCUGGAUGAGGAGGAGUCUGACGAAGGGCGGCGAACAGCAAAACGGCCUCGCAGGAGUGUGCCAAAAUCUUCUCCAGAACUAAUGAUACUUUCUGAGGUGAAAAAUGUAAUGACACACGUUCUUGCUAAACUACGAAGUGAAGAAAAAACAAAGCUGAAUGAAUUCCUGAGGAAUAAAAUCAGAGACCUGGAGACAGACAAGAGAGAACUGGUUGGUGUUUUUGGUGAAACUGGAGCUGGAAAGACCUCUUUGAUAAAUGCUGUCAUUGAAGAGAGGACACUUUUGCCUUCUGGAGACAUUGCUGCAUGCACUUCAGUCAUGAUUAAAGUGGAGGCAAACAUGUCCAACACAAACUAUGAGGCACACAUAGAAUUUAUCACAAAAGAGGAGUGGAAGGACGAGCUGUGGUCAAUAAAUCAGUAUCAUGGAGAUACUGCAGAGCAAACAGAUGAUGAUGAUUAUCAAGAUGUUGCUGAAAAGAUGUCAGCAUUUUAUGGAGAAGAAUGGGAAAAUAAAUCCUAUGAACAGCUCAUGGACAACAAAAACUUCAAAGAAAUUCCAGAAUUUCUUCAAUCCACAACAAAGAUACUGGCAUGUGAAACAGCAAUGGAAUUAUCUGCUAAAAUAAUUAAAUACACAAGAACUGAUUCAAACCACGGGGCAUGUAAUGGCAUAAAGAGGUGGUAUUGGCCACUUGUGAAAUGUGUAACUGUCAGGGUGCCACAUAACAGUUUUCUCCAGCAUGUCACUCUUGUGGACCUACCUGGAAAUGGGGACCGUAACAAGAGCAGAGAUGCCAUGUGGAAAAGGAUUGUAGGACAAUGUUCCACCGUCUGGAUUGUGACAGAAAUCAAACGAGCAGCAACUGACAAAGAAUCCUGGGAGAUCUUGAAAAGUGUCAGUAGCCUCAUUGGAAAUGGUGGCGAGUGCAGUUCUAUUCACUUUAUCUGCACAAAGUCUGACAUAAUUGGAUAUUCACCUGAUCACUCAGCGGAUGCUCAGGCCUCAAUCCUUGAAAGAAACACGGCUGCAAAAGAAGCAGUGAGAAAACAAUUCGACAAGCUAAACAAGACUAAGAUACAUUUCAGUGAUGACUGCUUCAAAGUGUUCACAGUGAGCUCCAAGGAGUUUCUGAAACAAACGGUUCUAAGUGAAGAGAAUACUGAAAUCCCCAAGCUUCAAGAUGUUUUGCAAAAGCUCAAUGACCGUCACUCUGAGACGCUGAACUAUGUUUCUGGAGCUCAUGGGAUUCUGUCUUUGAUUCAAGGAGCCAAGUUGACAAAAGUACCUGAAAAUAACGAAGAUGUAUACAAAGAGCUUGAGAGGAACAUGGUCCUUCAUCUUGACACAGUCAAAAAAGCGAUGGGAGAAGCCUGCCAAGUUUUUGAAAGACACCUUUCUGAAGGAGUUGAAAAGUCCAAAAGAGAAUGUGAAAAAAUGUUGCAUAACUUCUUAUUUUGGGGAAAGAAUGGUGGAGGAUUUCACAGAACGUUAAAGAGUGUUGUUAAACAUGGUGGAGUCCACAAAACUCAAAAGGGAAAAGAAAUAAACCUCAACAGGAAACUCACUUCGUUCCUGACUGACAGCAUUGAUGAGGAAUUCAGGAAGACCUUCCCAAAUGAACGAAAAGGUGGUCCAUUUAAUGGUACCCUUAACAAGUUUUCACUUGGCACUGAAAGUCUGAAGCAGAAGUACAAAGAUGUGGAACUGCAGCUGAGAUUUCUUAAGACCGAGGAGGAUAACAUUAAGGUUAAGCUGAACGCAAGGAUUAGAGACCAAAAGAAGAUAAUUUACAACAGUCUGACAAAGACAAUUGAGGAACUCAUGGAAGAGUGCUACAAGACGGCAGCAGGGUUCUCCGGUUCUGGUAUGCUGGAAAAAAUGAGAGAAACACUAACAAAACAUGUCCAUGAAUCAAAGGACACCAUGUUCAUGAAGGCUAAAGAUGUCAUGAUGAACCACUUCCAGAGCUUAAGGGGGGAGAUCCUGGAAACAGUGAAGGACACUUUAAAAACAUCCAUUGACCUCUCCCUCAGGACAGACAGCUGCUCAAUUCUAGAUGUAUCAACAGAGCUUGUGAUGGUGCAGAAAAUCUACAAUGAUCUGGAAAACAGCUCAGAUUAGGAAAACUUAUGAAAAGGCUUCCCAGAAGAAGACAUGAAAAAGGGUCACCAUGAUGAAUACUGAGCAAGCUUUGAUUCAUGAUUAUUAUUGAUGUAAAACUAAUUUACUACUAUUGUUAUAUCUUUCUGGUCUCUGACCCAUUUUGUGUGAAAUAAAAGUUUAUUUAGAAGUCUUGAUAGUUAUUGCAAAAAGCUUUCUUUUUUUACUUUAUUUUAAAGGGCUUGAGUUUUUAUUAUUUUUGUUUGGCAACAGAAUUCUGCUUGUUAGAAAAAAAAGACCCCAAAAGAUUUAAGAUUCAAAAAAGGAACAUGAGGUGAACGAAAUUGGAUUCCCUGGUCCUGGUAUAAUCCCGGUGAGAAGUAAAACAAAACAAGAUAAAGAAAAGUUUAUAUACAGAAACAGCAAUGUGCAAUAUAGUAUAUAUACAGAAUGGAACGUUGUGCAAGGAGAGUCUGUGCAGACAGCUGCAAUAUGAUGUGUAUAUGUGUGUAAAAGUAUCCUGGUUGAAAUAAACCAGAGUUUUAUAUUGGGAGUCAGAAAUCUAUAACUGUGUAAUGAAAAUAAUAGAGAUAAUUUUAGCUAUUAAUUAUGUUUUUAUUUUUACUUGUUUG
Molecule: messenger RNA, 3151 nt
Organism: Fundulus heteroclitus (mummichog)
Lineage: Eukaryota; Metazoa; Chordata; Actinopteri; Cyprinodontiformes; Fundulidae
Product: nuclear GTPase SLIP-GC
Exons: 23
Coding region: 102-2540 (812 amino acids)
Molecular function (GO): protein binding; GTPase activity
Source: RefSeq, a predicted model, not a curated record